AAGUAAGUAUAUAUAAUUAAUCAGUCAUUAUUUUUCAGCUAAUCCAUUUUCUUUUGAAAACUAAUGAAAACUCAUAUGCAGAACCUAUUGACCAACCUGGACUAUCAGCAUCUAAGGAAACAGCUCAAUGAAGACAUAAAUAGUGACAAAAAUAUCCCACUCUCAAUCCAUAUUGAAGAAUAAAUCAACUUUGUGCAACAUAUACAGAUAGAAUUGCCCAGUCAUUGUCCAUCAUAUGUGCUAAGGAAUGUUCAAGUGAAGAAUGAAGAAGUGAAGAUAAUGAACAAUCCUGUAUAAAGAAUACAAAAUUAAAAGUUUAAGAAUUAAGAGUGUCGUUUUCAUCAAUUUAUCCCAAUGCACUAGUGUUUUCAUUUGAAGCUGCUAAUAAUUCCUCUUCAUUAUAAUUAGGCUCAUAUUGAUAUCCUUUGCAGUCAGACAUGAUCAGAGGCUAUUGCCCGGUAUACGUCAUAAACAGAUGGGAUUGUGGGAAAUAUCUUAAAGAGCGAUAACUUUAUCUUGCAAAAUGGUAGCCUCCAGCAGAUGAUGUGUAGCUAUAUUUAAUAGCCGAUUUCUACACAACAGAUUAAAAUCGAAUGGAAAUAACCAGUGGACUUAAUUACUAAAUAUUUAGUAUUUGAAAUGUGAAAAUAUUUUUUUAUACCCUACGUUCCCUUUAAACAAAAACUGUCUUUUCAAAAGAUGAUGUUCUUCAAAAUCAAGCUUCAAUUCUACACACAUUUAUUAUCCCAGUUUAUGGGAUGAGCGAAUAUGAAAUACCGUAUCUAUACUGGAUUCCUAAACAUCACAAAAACCCUUACACAAAAAGAUAUAUUGCUGGAUCGAGUAAAUGUUUUACAAAGCUUCUUUCUUUGUUCAUCGCGAAAAUAUUAAGGAUUGUGAAGAAAUAAACUUCAAAGGCACUGUAUCAUAACAUAUACCAGAUGUGGUUUAAAUGAAAUGUAAAUUCUAAAAUAUUCUAAAGAACUUAAAUUUGAAAACUCAAAACCUUUCUCAAAUCAACGACAUUAAACGUUUACCUUUUAACACCGUACACCAACGUACCUUACGAUAAAUUAAAGACUAGACUUUUUACAUUAUAAAGAGGAAAUAUUCGUAUCUAGUAAUCAGUCAUUCAAAAAGUAGUUUGUUAAACACCACCCUGAUUCCACGCACAAAUACUCUGAAGUUGAGAAAAAUUGCUGGAGUUGACAAUGUCUUCGCAAUCUUUGGUGAUCAGGUCUUCCAACAGUUUGUCGCAUGCUUAUGGAUUGUGCUCCUCUGUUAGCUGGUCUGUUUUUAUAUUCUUAUGAAGCAGAGUUCAUUCAAAAACUUAGACAAAAGAAGAAAAAAAUCUUGCAAUGGGUUUUAAGUCGACGUUGAGAUACAUCGACGGCGUUUAAUUUAUGAACAACAAUCAUAUUUCAUUCAUGUGUAUAUUCGAUAGAUCCCUAUACUUAGAUAAUUUAUUGAAAAUGAUAUUAACGACAAAUUAGCAACUCAACUUUAUGAAAAACGGAAUGCCUUCGGCUUCCCCAUCGUCAACUUCCAAUUUUUAUGCAGCAGUAUUUCAUUAUCCCCUGCUUAUGGUGUUUAAAUUUUUCAACUGAUUCAAUUUGCAAGAGUUUGUUUUGCGUAUGGUCAGUGUUUAAGCGAAUCAGUGAAAUUCAACAGCAUUAAAAGUUUGAAAUGUGGUAUUGUGAAACUCAAAAUUAAAUUGAUGUAAUGUCCACAAACGUUUGUCGAUUAGGUGUAUCUGUAUAAAAUUGUUUUUUUCUUUUUAUAGCCCAUCAGAAGAGAUGGGUAUACCCUCCUCGGACUCUAGAAGAUCUGAAGAAUAUAAAGUGACCCGUGCACAAGUGGCAAAAUUAAUUGAGUCUACUUUACAACAGCAGACGUCAGUACAACCCAAUACCAUCAAUGAAAUAAAAACGAAGCUUCCUCUUCCUCCACCGAAACCACCGAAACCACUAAUUGAAUCAAAACUCUUGGGAAAAUCCAACAAAGACGAAUGCUCAUCAUCAUUGGACAGGAAAAGCAAUGACUUCCCAAAACAUGACAACAUAGAGGAGGAAUCAAUAUUUUGCUCUGAAGAAACUAAUGAAGAGAUACCCAUUGCUCCAUCAAUUCAAAAGAAACCAAUCAUCGAAAACAUAUGGGAACCAAGUGAAAUUAGUGUAUCGCAUAGAAAAUCCAUUGAAAGAAAAUUAGUUGCCAUGUUCGACGACCUUAUGCUGAUUCUUGAAAGUGAAGAUUUCGACAAAAGCCUGAGAGAUUGCCUUGAAAAAGCCGCUCCGAAGUAUAUGACAUUUAUAUCAAAACGGAAAAAAGAUAUUCUUAAAUCGGAUCAUGGAAUUGUAAUUGCAGGAGAAACAAGUGCCGGCAAGUCCACUUUAAUUAACAAAAUACUAGGGAUGAGGAUUUUCAAAGGUAGAAACAGGGAAUCUACAUCAACAGUUUGCAAAAUACGGAACUCUGAAAACGUAAUGAUUAAAACAGAGGUGGAAAUGGGCUCGGUGAAUGAGACGGAUCUUAGUGAGAUAGAUAUAACCACAGACAAAGGCGAAAAACGUCUUCGAGAUGCUUUGAAGAAAUUAACUGAUAUGACUGUUGGCAAAGACAGUAAACGAUUUAAAAGUGUGGAUAUUAGCAUGCCUGUUCCCUUUCUAAAGGGCAACACGAUAAUGGUGGACACACCUGGCAUUGGGGGAUCAGGGAAAGUAGGUGAAAAACUAAUGGAAUACUUGCCAAAUGCUGUUUCAUUCAUCUUCGUUAUAAACGUAGCAAGUGCAGGCGGCAUGCAACGGGAUAGGCUUCCGGAAAUUCUUAGAUCAAUUAGCAAUCUGAUAAUGGAAGAUGAAAUGCCUUGUUUUGAUCCUCGUGGAGUAAUAUUCAUAACUAACAAAUGGGACUCGAUCUCAAAAGAUCCAGAUGACAGCAGCGAAGAGGAUGAGGUGGAAAAAACAUGGCAGGGCUUAGAAAGCAGCAUUCACAGACUUUGGCCGUCUGUGAAAAAAGAGAACAUCUUCAGAAUGAAUUUACAAGAAGUACCUUACGGAUACAGAUUUCGAGAAGAAACAGAUUCAAGUAGAGAGUUUCAGAAAUUUCGACAUGCUUUAGAAAACGUUAUAAACCAAAAUGAAAAUAUUAGAAUGAAACAGCAUUUCAGGUACCUCAAAAUACUACUACAGGACAUGUACACAGGAGUACUUUCACGACAAGAAUUGACAAAGAAAAGCAGGAGUGAACAAGAGAGGAAAAGAAAAGAUCAUGAAAUGAAAAUUGAUCAGUUGAAGAAGAAGUGCAGAGAAAAUGGAGCAAAAUGGCGCAAUCGCAUCAAAACUUUUAUAGAGAAACAGGCAACGGAAAGUUUGAAAUAUAUGUCCUCGGAUCUUGGAAAGGAAAGAAUAUUAAAUCCGAAGAACUUGCAUCCAAUCAUGGAAGAGCAAUAUAUACUAUUGGGAGAUGAAGUGAUUUCAAGAGUAGAGCAAUAUGUCUCGAAUACUGUACAAUGCCCUGAUGUUGUUGAAGAGUUCAAUGACAUCAAAGAUGAAAUAUUGAUGUUUUAUACAGAGCUAUCAUCCGAAAUAGAAAAGAUGGAGAAUGAAUGGAAAGGGUAUAGCGAUCAAAAUGAAAAGGGAGGUGUGUCUUACCAAGAGGAGUCGGUUGCACCUUAUGUUGCUGGUGUUAUUGCUACGUCCCCAAUAUGGUUUCCAUUGUUGACGGCUGCUGUUGCCAUUGGAAUCGCUACAUUACCUUUCAUAGCGCCAGUCUUUGCCUUUUUGACAACUGAUUCCAGAAAAAGGAAAAAAAAUAGACGAGGAGUAUGAAAAAUGCAAAUCAACCAUUCAAAGUAAAGUAUGCAAUGCAUUAGAAAGCAAUCAUGGGGACGUAAUGCAUAAACUCAUAGCAAAGGUAACAAACGAUAUGUUAGACAGAAGAAUUAAGUUCAUAGAAGAUACAAUCAAAGAGCUCUCUGAAAAUCGUGAAAAAAUUAUUGCAAACCAGGAAAGUCUAAGUAGACUUGCAGAGAAGUUACAAUCCGUUAAGAGGAUGUCAGAGGAAAUUACACGUGAUUAAUAUUCCUGUAAUAUUCCUGUAGACAUAGCUGAUAGAUAUAAAAACUUAUUGCAUCAACAUAUAUAGAAGAGAUGCAAAUAUGCAGUUGUACUAAUGAGGAAUACAGUCGUUACUUAUCUGAUCAUUGUAUGAUUCGAUGGACGUGUAGGAAAACGAUGUGUCUAUAUAUACAUAUACAUAUUAUGUAGAGUUAGUUAUAGUGUACUUUGUUUAAAUGCUUGUAAACUGUAAUAACUAAGCAACACUGUUCAUCUGCAUCACCGUUGUCAAUUUUUGCCUGGGGGCAGAUAAAUAAUGUUUCCUUAUAUGCCCAAGCAAGCAAACGUAUAUACUGUAAAUGUAUGGUUUGUGUUUGAAAAUAUCAAACUACAGAGUUCAUGAUUGGAAACACCAACCAGUAUCCAGAUGAGAAAACCCAUAACACUCAUUAUGUUCAACUGAUUAGGUAUGGAGUUUGAUAUUUAUUCCAGGAAUGCAAUAAAAUUAUGCAGUUUUUGUAGAUAGUUAAAUUGGUAUAGGGUUUAUUUAAUUGUUUAGUUUCUUUUCUACGAGUAAUUAACUUCUUUUUCCUUAGAAAGAGACAUUGUAUUGUUUAUAUAGUUGGGUUAUUUUAUUGGUCUAUGGAAUCCCUAUCUUGCCAUUGAAUUUAUUUGUAAGUCUGAAAUAUGUAACAACAUAAUUGGAUUAUAAUAAAACUAAAACAUGA
This is a messenger RNA of Ostrea edulis (European flat oyster), 4783 nucleotides long. Its product is annotated as transmembrane GTPase Marf-like. Lineage: Eukaryota; Metazoa; Mollusca; Bivalvia; Ostreida; Ostreidae. The record is from RefSeq and is a predicted model, not a curated record. The coding region runs from base 1797 to 3827 and encodes 676 amino acids. The transcript is spliced from 12 exons.